AGAGCGCAGCAGCCCAGGCAAGUGGGACAGGUUCACCGCACACUCGGCGUCCGGACAGGGACCGGAGGCUGCAAGGGCGGGAGGCGGCAGCGCCGGACAACUCCCAGCUUCGCCCUCGGUGCAUCCCGACGGCACCCAGCAGGGACCCGCGCUGCAGCCGCUGCAGCCCACAGGCGCCCCGGAGCGCGAGCGCGGAGCUCACCGGAGCUGGGGGUUCGAGCCCUGAGGGUGAUUUGGCACCGCGAGUGGUGACGGCGAGACACAGGGAAAGCCCAAGGGGCGCGGGCACGGAGCUGUCCAGCUGACACCCCGGGGGUCCUCCACCUCACCGGGAGGAAAGCUGAGCUCGGAGGCACCGGAGUGGCCGCGGCCCGGGCGCCCCGACUCCCGGUCAGUCGCGCGCAGCGGGGCGGGGCGGGGGGGCAGGACGCGCCAUGGAGGCGCGGGGCAGCGCCAGUCCUCGCGAGGCGCAGUGAGCGAGUUGGCCAGGGACCCGCGGGCCAUGUACGGGGACGUGUUUAACGCCACCGGCGGCCUCGAGGCGGAGGUGGGUGGCGCGCUGGCUUUGGCGGCCACGGUCAAGGCGGAGGGCGCUCUGCCGCUGGAGCUGGCCACCGCGCGCGGCGUGCGGGACGGCGCGGCCGCGAAGCCCGACCUGCCCACCUACCUGCUCCUCUUCUUCCUGCUGCUGCUCUCCGUGGCGCUUGUCGUCCUCUUCAUCGGCUGCCAGCUGCGCCACUCGGCCUUCCCCGCGCUGCUCCACGACCGCUCGCUGCGCGACGCCCGCGCGCCCUGGAAGACUCGGCCGGUGUAAGGGCUCAGCAAGCCGGGCCGGCGGCCUCCGGGUUCGCGUCUCGCUACCAGCAGUCGGUGUGAGCCGAGCAGGGCGGACCUGACCUCAGGGGUUCGAUGGACCUGACCUUUGCGGGUCGCCAGACCCAAGACCCUUCCCGACCUCGAGCGGCAACCUGGGCGUAAAGGAAGUCGGGCUGCCUAGGUUGCCGCCCUAGUAGCCCUGGGGUACCGAGGUUCUGACCCCCUGGCAGAGCCUUUCUUCCCAGGGACAGCGGGUCCAGCUGGGACAUUCCUGAGAGAAGGCGCACCGCCGGCUGACUUCCUCACUUUGCGCACGGAAGGGGCAGGCACAGAGCGCAGGCCACUAGGACCUGAGUGUGAACUCAGCUUGACUUUGUGAAAUGAUGGCCCUCGGGGACCGUGUGCCCCAGGAGACGCGGAGUUUCCCUGGGUCCCGCCUAGGGGCCGGAGGACCCAGCUUUUCCUGCGGGCACGGAUGGAGGGGAAGCCGGUCUAGAGGCACAGGGUCCCGCCGGCAGCAAUCUGUAGUGGGAAUCCACGUCCCACAUCUCCAGGGGCCGCAUUUCUACAAUAAAACCUCACCGAAU
Myotis myotis is the source of this 1403-nucleotide messenger RNA. It is a transcript of the gene SMIM32, whose product is annotated as small integral membrane protein 32. Bases 503 to 814 code for a protein of 103 amino acids. The record is from RefSeq and is a predicted model, not a curated record. The transcript has a single exon. NCBI's taxonomy places the organism in Eukaryota, Metazoa, Chordata, Mammalia, Chiroptera, Vespertilionidae.